AUGGUUCCAGAGUCAUAUGACAUCACAGUUAUUGAUUUAGAAAGCAAUGAAGUUAAGUUUCCUCAAGGAAGUACAAUUAAAUGCAAUAACGGUCAUUUGCUGUUAAUUGGAAAACCGUAUUUCCGUUCAGAGGCAUGUUUGUCACCUAGUAUUGUUUGCCAUGAUGGAUCUAAAACAUUGGUGAAAAAACUAAAUGCAUGCAAACUGGUUAACGAAAUUAUUGAUGUAUUGAACGACAUGAUUGGAGGUUGGGCAGUUAUUUAUUACAGGGAAGACUUCAAGAAAGUACUGCUCGGACGUGAUGUAUUUGGCCGAAAAAGUUUAUUGUGGAAGCGAAUGGAUAAAAGAUUUUAUUUUUCUAUUUUCGCGUGUGAUCAACAGCGCAGCUGGUACGAUGUGCCUUCGGGUACUGUGACUGUUUUUAGUUUAGACAAUGAAGAAAAUACCACUAUAUUUCAUGUUUUUGAAGACAACGGACCAUGGUUAAAACAAUUUAAUAAACUGUGUCGGGUACAGAGGAAAGGAGUUUCAGAAAGACUCAUGCCUUCUCAUGAAUUGUCUUUUAAAAAUGUAAGUCGCGAAGAUAUGGCAAAGAUUAUGUUGAAACAGUUGAAAGAAGCUGUAUAUCGUAUAACUUCUAACUUGGAUAAUUUUACGAACUGUAUAUCACUAUCGUUCAGUGGUGGUGUAGACAGUUUGUUAGUUGCUCAUUUGUUGGCUCACUGUAUGCCGCAAAAUGUACUGUUCGAUCUAGUGAAUGUCGCUUUUGACAAGGGAAAGAAUUAUGAUCGAGCUCCAGAUCGACUACAAUGUAAAAAGGCAUUCAGAUAUCUCAAAUAUUACUAUCCUGAACUCGCUUUUCGUUUGCUUCUGGUUAAUGUUGAUCUGAAUGAACUGGUAGAUUGCCGAAAAAAAUACAUAUCAACUUCAGUGGCUCCAGCUUGCUCUGUCUUAGAUGAUUCAAUUGGAUGCGUACAGUGGUUCGCUGCUCGUGGUGAAGGACUCCUAUUCGAGGAUGAGGAAAAGCCACUUGUACCUGAAAAAUCAGAAGCCAAAACUGUAGUUGUUGGUAGCGGUGCAGAUGAAUUGUUUGGUGGUUAUAUGCGGCAUAGAACCACUUAUUUGAAAAGAGGAAGAAACGCGGUGGUGGAAGAAUUGCGUGAAGAACUGAAAAGGAUCGGUGAAAAAAAUCUUGGACGUGAUGAUAGAGUGGUUUCAAGUCUGGGCAAGGACCUAAAGUCACCAUUUCUUGAUGAUUUAUUCGUUGAAUGGGUUGCGUCUCUACCGCUUGAAUACAAAUCCGACUUUACGCAACCUAGAGGAGUUGGCGAAAAGUGCUUGAUACGAGAGGCAUUAAAGCUAUUGGGAACACCACAGACGUUAUGUCUCACUCCAAAACGUGCUAUGCAAUUUGGUACGAGAAUAGCAAAUUUGGAAAAUCGAGGAGAAAAAGGAAACGAUUUUUGUCCUAGACUUUUGGGAAAAUGA
Molecule: messenger RNA, 1488 nt
Organism: Acanthocheilonema viteae
Lineage: Eukaryota; Metazoa; Nematoda; Chromadorea; Rhabditida; Onchocercidae
Source: the annotation of a GenBank genome assembly